This is a messenger RNA of Colossoma macropomum (tambaqui), 3773 nucleotides long. Its product is annotated as RING finger protein 11-like. Bases 462 to 926 code for a protein of 154 amino acids. The transcript is spliced from 3 exons. The record is from RefSeq and is a predicted model, not a curated record. Lineage: Eukaryota; Metazoa; Chordata; Actinopteri; Characiformes; Serrasalmidae.
GUCAAAGAACAACACAGUGACGUGUUACUGGUGUCUGCUAGCAGCGAGCUAGCCGGCUAGCAGGGAAACAAAGAGGGUCGGAUUAGCCGGAACCUUUUCACACAAGACUUUAUCGACAUGACCCAUAUUUAGAGCCACAGAGGGUUUGUUUAGACGGGCUUGAGUGUCGAUCAACGGGUCACCGCGUGACGGAUGACAGAUUUACAGCGUUUUACGUUAGCAUGCUAGUUGGCUUUUGCUAGGUUGGGUUAGCCUGUAACCAAGCGCCUCUGCGGAUUGGAUACGAUGGUCAAAUAGCUGUAAACAUUCAUUAAAAUGAAAAUGAAAGCAUAAAGAGGCGUCUUACUUGGUCAUAUUUCAUAAAACCGAUUCGCUGGUGAAGCUGUCAGCCAGCUAACCGCUGCAGAGCGAAGGAACAAGGUGAGGUUAGCUGCUAAUUGUUGUCUGGCGAAGAGAAAAACAUGGGCAACUGUCUGAAAUCGCCGACAUCGGAUGACAUCUCUCUGCUUCAUGAGUCCCAGUCGGACAGGGCGAGUUAUGGGGACGGGGCAGACCCAGAUCUGGAGCCUCCUCCGCCGUAUGAGGAGCAGGCCCGCAUGCCUGUGUACCAUCCCACACCCAGUCAAAGGUGUCUGGCCAGUCAGCUGACUGAGGAGGAGCAGAUUCGCAUCGCUCAGCGCAUUGGCCUCAUUCAGCAUCUGCCCAGAGGAGUGUUUGAUGGCGCCAAGAACGGCUCGGAGAAGAAGAUCAGAGAGUGUGUGAUUUGUAUGAUGGACUUUGUAUACGGGGACCCCAUCCGGUUCCUGCCCUGCAUGCACAUCUACCACAUGGACUGUAUAGAUGACUGGCUCAUGCGCUCUUUCACCUGCCCUUCCUGCAUGGAACCAGUGGAUGCUGCACUUCUCUCCACUUAUGAGACCAACUGACCAGACGACAUGAAACUGUGCGUUAUAGAAACCCCCUCCCCCCCUUCCAUCCCUCCACAAGAUCCAUCCAUCAAGGAACAAGUAAAAAUCUCCUUGCAGAGCAAGACGACACCCAGGGUCUUUUACUUACUGGGGCUGUUCUGGGCAGUUAAGGGUUUAGAAUGAAGGUGUUCAUGUCAGUCCUUGAAGAUCCCCAGUCAGUACACAUUUUUUUUCCUUCUGUUCCAGCUCAGCGGACCAGUCUGAGCCCAGUACUCAACAUACCAAAGCUUUUGAUCACCUAACUGUGGUGUGUUGGGAGCUAAAGCGAAAGAGAAGUGUUGAUUGACUGGGGACCUUUGAGAACCAGAUGGAAGACCCCUGGGCAAAUGUUUCAGCAGGAGGUCAUGGUUUUAAGCAUUUACGAUAUCGUCAUGUGUUCCUAAUAUCAACCAAAACCCUAAAUUACAUGAUCCCUGGACAGGUUUUGGCAGGUUUUCCCUUCAUAAGCAGUUGUUAUGCUCAGAAAACCCAAAUGACUCCACUCGAGAGAUUUGACCUGAUGUUGCUGUAUAGGUCACCAUCGCUGUUACUUAAUGUUCCUGUUCUUCUCAUCUUAGCUAAAUGUGGGGAGCUUUGUGAUGGACGGCUGCUGGCAAAAGGAGCUUGUUCAGCUGUAAAGGUUGACCAGAGGGACACAUGUUUUUACGGAGGGGUGUGCAAUGAUCUCCUGGCUAACGUGCAGAUGAUGUUACAAGUCUAUUAGACCAAAUCAUCUGUUAACAUCAAGAAGGGAAUUAUUGGUCUAUGCUAGGGUCGUAGCCAGUACACUGUUCUGUUACAAUAUGUUGCAUUUUCUUGUUGACCAGUUUAAAUUUAAUGAAUUUAAAGGUGAAUUGAUUUAAUUUCCAGUAAGCAAAAGUUCCUAUUUAAAUAGGCAGGUGCAUCAUUCAGGUUGAGGAAUGCUUUGAAUUGUGAGCUUCAGGGUGCAAUAGGCAAGUGGUUCCCGCUAUAUAGGCCUAUUAAAAAUAAGGCAUGUCGCUAAAUGGUUUUUGGGGACCACUUUUCGAGAACUGCUACAAUGUGCCACACUAAAAGUAAGCAUCUGCAAAGAGAUAAGACACAAAUAUUUCGUCCAUUUUCGCCUAGAGAAACUGUGAUGCAUGGUGGUGUAAGGACAUCAUACAUUGGUGUGCAAAAUUUUAGAGAUGGACGUGGUGGAUGGCUAUGGCCUUCGAAGGCUGCUGAGGUACAUUUGAGCCAAAGCUAGCUCACGGUCUUUGUGUCCAUUUUUAAUUUGGGCUAGAAAUGAAGGGUAAAUAAAACUUCAGAAUGUAUUGAAUGCAAAUAUUUUACCUAUUUUACUUCAGAAGUAUCUCAGAACUGUUAGUUUUCUGACUGAUAUUAUGAUUGGUUGUGUCCUUGAUUUUAGGCUUGCCAGUUAAUAAUUACUCACUGAAUAAUGACAGUCAAUAAUCAGCCAACAGAAUUUGCCAGAAUCUGCCUCCCUAAACAGUCAUACACAUUUUGAGUUACUUGCACUGCUCAUAUUGUCAGUGCAUACAUUUUUAUUGGUAAGUUUUAGAGUUCAUCAUUAUUGCAUACACAUUUUAAUUAAUUUUUGUGUGAAAUUAUACUUCUAGCUGCCGUAGUAUUAAUUUCAUAUGUGCUUUAGUGUUUACUCUGGGCCUGUCACAGUUAUUACAUAACUGAUCCCAAUUAUUUAAGCUGAUUGCAUUUAUUUUUAACAGUUGUUAGCUUUCACAAUAAAAGAAAAAACGAGGGAAACCUGGGCCUUACAAAAACAACAGAAGUUAAAACUUCUUUAGACGGGCAGCGGUGAGCAGUGUCUGUUUAUUUGAGCUUGAGCUGUUUCUGUUGUCAGCUGGGAGCUGCCAAGUAUCGACAGCUAAGAAGCAAGAUGGCUUUUCACCCAAAUAGGCUUCUUCUUUAAUAGUUCACAGUGAUUUAUGUAGCAAUUAGUGAUCAGCUAGAAUGUCAUGUUUGUGACAGGCUGGUUUUAAUAUUAUCACUGGCCUGGUUUGGAUGCUGUGAAUAAGCAUGACCCUGUUUUUUUAAAACCUUGCACAGAAUUUAUACAGGCUGUAUGUUGCCUCCUUGGGAGAUCAUUGCACACCCUUGAACUCCAGUUACACUGUAAGACAAAAUUACAUUUCUUUUUUUCACUUAGAAUUCAGCGCCUACAACAAAAUAAGGAUGGUAUCUGUAACAAAACAUUAACUGUAACGAAAGUAUGUACUUGAAACACUGUACAAUGGACCCUACAGGGCCAAUGCAUCCUUGCACUUUCCUUGACUCUUCAUGUUUAUUCCUGCCGGUGGUGUCUUCUCAAUCAGUAUUUCCAAAGGCACAGAAAUCUUACAGGUGUCGGCCAAUUAUAAAAGGGCUCAAUUGUGCAUGGGGAGGGGGGUUUGAACCAAAUAACCACCUGUCUCAAAUUUCAUUAGAAACGCUUGCACACGAAAAUAGUAUAUACUAAACUUUAGAGAUUUGCACUUUACACACAAUAAUUAUAAAAACGUAUUUAUGUGUAUCCUUGCACCGGUUCUUUUUUUUUUCUUUUCCUGUGCAAAUUCUUCUUUCAAUAGUUCUGUUGACUAUGAUGGAUUUUACGUUCUCUCAAAUGCAAAUAGAGUAGAUUAUGUAGUUUUUUUGCAUUUGUAAUGAUCGGAAUACCCUGAGUACCUCUGAGUUAGAGUACUUUAAAUCCAUGAUUGUUCCACAAACUAACAGUAUCGAAGCUCCUGUUGUUCAGUUCUUCAUUAGUCAAAACGAAGCCUUUAUUCCAAACUGAUGCUGUUCCCAUGGUAGCCUGAGCCAUGGUCAAUAAAAAUGCAGACUAUUGAA